AUCGUGCACUGAUUCUGUCGCGGGUAGAAAUUGACACAGGUGAUACAAUCGUGCAUACACCAUGACGAAACAGGCGCAGAACGGCACUGUGGUGGAGAUGACCGAGGGUGUCACCAACGAGGGGUUCCAGGAGGAUGAGGAGCAGGAGACUGAGAAUGUCGGACGGCAGGAGGAGCAAGGUGUUCCGUCUCUGGUCCUGUCCCCGAACGGCGAAGAAAGCGCGUACACUCAAAUCAAACCGUACGCCGGGAUGCCAAAAGAGGUUCUGCUGCUGUAUUCGAACCAGGCGCGCUACCGCCUUCCCCGGGAGAUCUUGUUCUGGCUAUUCAUAUUGUCCACCCUUGCCCUGGUGGCUCUGACCAUCACGGUGAUAGCCAUGUCUCCGCGAUGUCUCCACUGGUGGCAAGCCUCCGCAGUCUACCAGAUAUACCCACGCUCCUUCAAGGACUCGGACAACAACGGUGUCGGAGACCUCAAAGGUAUCAGGGAAAAACUCGAUCACUUCGAGUACCUCAACAUCAAAGCCAUCUGGAUCAGCCCCUUCUACAAGUCACCCAUGAAGGAUUUCGGGUAUGAUGUGGAGGACUUCCGGGACAUCGACCCCCUCUUUGGAACCAUGCAGGACUUUGACGACCUUCUCUCCAGCAUGCAUGACAAAGGACUGAAGCUGAUUAUGGACUACAUCCCCAAUCACACCAGUGACACGCACCGCUGGUUCCAGCUCAGUCGUAACCGUACAAGUGGCUACGAGGACUUCUACAUCUGGACAGACUGCCCAGGUGCCAUUCCUCCAAAUAACUGGGUGAGCAUAUUUGGGAACUCCUCCUGGACCUACGACGAGGUGCGGGGACAGUGCUACCUGCACCAGUUCCUCAAGGAGCAGCCCGACCUCAACUUCCGCAACCCCAGCGUCAGGAAGGAGAUGACCGACGUCAUACGGUUCUGGCUGGACAAGGGCGUGGAUGGCUUCCGCAUGGAUGCCGUGAAGCACAUGCUGGAAGCGAAGCACCUGAGAGACGAGCCCCAGGUGGACCCCAACCAGCCCCCGGAGACCGUGGACUCGGAGUUCGAGCUCCACCACGACUACACCACCUCGCAGCUGGGUCUGCACGACAUCCUGCGUGACUGGAGGGUGGAGAUGGACGAAUACAGCAGGGAGCCCGGGCGCUACAGGUUCAUGGUGACGGAGUCCUAUGAUUACGAGGAGGUUCACAAGACCAUGAUGUACUACGGGACGGAACACGUCAGGGAGAGCGACUUCCCCUUCAACUUCUACCUCAUCGACCUGCCCAACCGCCUGUCCGGAGAGGGCGUCUUUGACCUGGUCAACCUGUGGAUGACCAACAUGCCGAGAGGGAAGUGGCCAAACUGGGUGGUGGGGAACCACGACAAGCCGCGCAUCUCCUCCAGCGCAGGCCCGGAAUACACGCGUGUCAUCAACAUGCUGCUGCUCACGUUGCCCGGCACGCCCACCACGUACUACGGCGAGGAGAUCGGCAUGCAGAACGUGAACGUGACCGAGAUCCAGGACCCCUUCGGCAAAUUCAACCCAAAUGCCAGCAGGGACCCCCAAAGGUCACCCAUGCAGUGGAAUGGGGAUGAGUAUGCUGGAUUCAGUAAGAACAAGACCUGGCUACCAAUCCACCCCAACUAUACCACAGUCAAUGUGGAGUUCCAGAAGAGCGAGAGUGGGUCGGUUCUGCAGCAGUACCGGGCCCUGAGCCUGCUGCGGGCCCAGGAGCUGGCCCUGCACCGCGGCUGGAUGUGCUUCCUGUGGCGGGACCGUGACGUCUUCGCCUUCGUGCGGGAGCUGGACGGCCUCUCCCGCGCCUUCCUAGUGGUGCUGAACUUCGGGGGCCCCGCGGUGACGGACCUCUCCGACGUGCCCGAGCUGCCGGCGGAGCUUACGGUGCGCAUGGGCACCGGCGGGAGGGAGGGCCAGCGCCUCCUGAAGUCGCGGAUUGACACGCGGCCAGGGGAGGGGCUCGUGCUGGAGUACUCCUCCCACCGGCGGCUCCACCCGGGCCACGCCUCCAGCUGCUACGUCUCUGAGAAGGCCUGCUAUCUGGCAGCAUUGGACAUUCUGUACAAAUGCUGA
Messenger RNA from Megalops cyprinoides (Indo-Pacific tarpon), 2098 nucleotides. RefSeq names its product solute carrier family 3 member 1 (gene slc3a1). The transcript is spliced from 10 exons. Bases 62 to 2098 code for a protein of 678 amino acids. Lineage: Eukaryota; Metazoa; Chordata; Actinopteri; Elopiformes; Megalopidae. The record is from RefSeq and is a predicted model, not a curated record. Gene Ontology annotation, biological process: amino acid transport; carbohydrate metabolic process.